AUGGAUAAAUAUCAAAAGAUCGAUGAAGUUGGUCGUGGAUCAUACGGUGUCGUCUACAAAGCAUUGAAUCUGCAUGAUGGUGAAACCGUUGCGAUCAGAAACUGUACACAAGAAAGUAUUCAUAGUCACCCACCGUUGACCCAAAAUGUUACAACCCCCGCGUAUCGUGCCCCAGAGGUUUUUCUUGAAACUCUGGUGUAUGAUACUGCGGUUGAUAUAUGGGCUGUGGGUGUAAUCCUGGCGGAAUUGUUUACCCGCAAACCAUUGUUUCAAGGUUGUUCUGGAGCCGAUGUAAUGUACAAGAUGUGUAAAGUGUUGGGUACACCAACAGAAACUACAUGGCCUGGUGGUCUUGAUCUUGCAAGGAAAAUGAAGUAUCAGUUUCCUGUUGGGCUUUUUGGUUACCAGUUUUCUGCAUUGUUGCUGAUAACGCCGAUAUUGUUUCGAAUGGCGAUGGAGUGUGAGUUGUUGAAGAAGGAAGCAUGUUUGAGAAGUUGCAUAGUUGAUGAAGAAAAGGAUUCGAAAGAAGAGCUGGUUCGUAUGCUCCCAGAAUAUUUGUUUGAUUAUGAGAUGGAAAAGGAGUCCAAAUGUAGGUUCACUGAGUUGGCACCAACGUUUCUUAUGGGGUGGUUCUCCGAACGCAUGGGUUGCAAUCUACUGCAGAAAGUACCUUAA
Messenger RNA from Helianthus annuus (common sunflower), 675 nucleotides. RefSeq names its product cyclin-dependent kinase 10-like. Gene Ontology annotation, biological process: protein phosphorylation; regulation of mitotic cell cycle. Gene Ontology annotation, cellular component: nucleus. Gene Ontology annotation, molecular function: cyclin-dependent protein serine/threonine kinase activity; ATP binding. The coding region runs from base 1 to 675 and encodes 224 amino acids. The transcript is spliced from 4 exons. NCBI's taxonomy places the organism in Eukaryota, Viridiplantae, Streptophyta, Magnoliopsida, Asterales, Asteraceae. The record is from RefSeq and is a predicted model, not a curated record.